Prorocentrum cordatum is the source of this 1098-nucleotide messenger RNA. The record is from the annotation of a GenBank genome assembly. NCBI's taxonomy places the organism in Eukaryota, Dinophyceae, Prorocentrales, Prorocentraceae.
AUGAGGGAGCGCGUUGCCAGGCAGGAGGCCCACAUCCUCAAGAGGGUCGGGAACCUUGAGCACUGCUGCAGGUUCGUCGAGUCGAUGUCCUCUGGGCGCUUCCACUACAUCGUGCUGGAAAGGUGCAGCAUGCCGCUCGGAGCGGCGCUGGAUGGCGCGCCCGAGCUCACGGAGCUCGGCCUUGCGGGGCUCGUGCGCCAGAUGUUCGCGGCCGCGGCCUGCGUGCACUCGGUCGAUGUGGUGCACAGAGAUUCGGUGCCUGACAACUUCCUCUGCUCGGGGCCAGAGAUGACGGUGAAGCUCUGUGAUUUCGGGCUGGCCGAGGUGGUCCGCGCGGGCAGCCCCGGCGUGGCCGGGCAGUUCGGGACGCCGCCCUUUAUGUCACCUGAGAUUUUCCGUGACAACGUGGCUGGAACGCCCACGGACGUCUGGUCGCUAGGCGUGAGUUUGUACACCCUCGUCGUCGGCCAGUUCCCCUACGUCGUGCACAAGCCGUGCAAGGCGCUCAUGAAGGCCGCGGUCGUCUCCGGGGUCCCCGAGCCGAGUUUCCAGUGCGUGGCCCAGGGUGUCAAGCUGUCCGAACAGUUGCUGGGCCUCCUAAGAGACCUGCUUCGCCGGGACCCCGCAGAGAGGCCCACCGCUGCCGAGGCGCUUGAGCACCGCUGGUUCAGCAUGGAGUCGAAGGUGGAGGAGCAGCGCCCACUGCACUCCUUGAAGGAUGCCGUGAAGUCCGCCAAACAGGUGGGCGCCUUCUCCGUGCCAAGUGUUGCAAGCAGGUCUCGCCAGCGGGCCCCCGACUCCAUGGACCUGGCGCUGCAGGAGCUGCAGAGGAGGCACCGUCCGCAGGGCCAGGCAGGCCUCGACGACGAGGACCGCAGGAGCUGCUCCAGGGACAGGGCCUCGGCCGUCUGCAGGUCGCCGUCCGGGAACUCCUCGGCGACCACGCGAGCAAGCAGCAGGGCCGGGUCGUCCAACUCGGCCGUCCGCAGUUCGCCUUCCGACGGCUCGUCAUCGACCACCCGCAGCAGGGCUCGAGAAUCGACCUCGAAAGUCCGCAGUCCGCCCUCCAGGGGAAUCGUCACCGACUACUACCUCUAG